AUAUUGAAUCGCCCGCAUAAGCAAAUGCAACCCUGUUGUGACAUCUCGCUCGUUGGAAAAGCAAAAGCAGGCGCAAAAUAAAUAAAAUUACUUUCGGCCGCAUACAAUUUUCGUUGUACAUUCGCACAAGCAAACCUAUAAAGCAAGAUGAGCUACGCCGCUGAUGUUUUAAACUCGGCCCACUUGGAGCUCCACGGCGGCGGCGAUGCCGAGCUUCGUCGUCCAUUUGAUCCCACGGCCCACGACCUGGAUGCCUCCUUCCGUCUCACCCGAUUUGCGGAUCUGAAAGGUCGUGGAUGCAAGGUGCCUCAGGAUGUGCUCUCCAAGCUGGUGUCCGCUCUGCAGCAGGAUUACUCCGCCCAGGACCAAGAGCCGCAGUUCCUCAACGUGGCGAUCCCCCGAAUCGGAAUUGGACUGGACUGUUCGGUGAUUCCACUGCGACACGGCGGUCUUUGCCUAGUGCAGACCACCGACUUCUUUUAUCCCAUCGUCGACGAUCCCUACAUGAUGGGCAAGAUCGCGUGCGCCAAUGUGCUGAGCGAUCUGUACGCCAUGGGCGUCACCGAUUGCGACAACAUGCUAAUGCUGCUGGCGGUCAGCACCAAGAUGACUGAGAAGGAGCGUGAUGUGGUCAUCCCGCUGAUCAUGCGGGGCUUCAAGGACUCAGCCCUGGAGGCGGGCACCACUGUAACAGGAGGCCAGAGCGUGGUCAAUCCGUGGUGCACCAUUGGUGGGGUGGCGUCGACCAUUUGCCAGCCGAACGAGUACAUAGUACCGGAUAACGCGGUAGUGGGAGACGUGCUGGUGCUGACCAAACCGCUGGGCACCCAGGUGGCCGUCAAUGCCCACCAAUGGAUUGACCAGCCGGAGCGCUGGAACCGCAUCAAGCUGGUGGUGUCCGAGGAGGACGUGCGCAAAGCAUACCACCGAGCCAUGAACUCCAUGUCGCGGCUGAAUCGAGUGGCCGCUCGCCUCAUGCACAAGUACAAUGCCCACGGAGCCACCGACAUCACUGGAUUCGGACUGCUUGGACACGCGCAAACUCUGGCAGCCCACCAGAAGAAGGAUGUUUCGUUUGUCAUACACAAUCUGCCGGUGAUCGCCAAGAUGGCCGCGGUGGCCAAGGCCUGCGGCAACAUGUUCCAGCUGCUGCAGGGCCACUCGGCUGAGACCUCUGGCGGAUUACUGAUCUGCCUGCCGCGCGAGCAGGCCGCCGCCUAUUGCAAGGACAUCGAAAAGCAGGAGGGCUACCAGGCCUGGAUCAUUGGCAUCGUUGAGAAGGGCAACAAGACCGCCCGCAUCAUCGACAAGCCGCGCGUCAUCGAGGUGCCCGCCAAGGAUUAGGUUGUUCGCCCCGAUUGACCAGCCUGACCGCUUUCGUCUACCUUAAGUAUCGUAAUUUUAACGUAACUGCUGCUCCCCUCAGUUGUAACCGGCAUCAUCGGUCUUUGUUUUUUAUGAAAAAGCUUAUCAACACCAGAUUCUCUGAUCACUAUAAUCAUGGACGUCGCUACCGCAAUACGAGUGAAUAAAAUGGAAACACUUGACUCUUUUGUAUCGAGUAAACGAA
This is a messenger RNA of Drosophila ficusphila, 1570 nucleotides long. It is a transcript of the gene Sps1, whose product is annotated as inactive selenide, water dikinase-like protein. Gene Ontology annotation, cellular component: cytoplasm. NCBI's taxonomy places the organism in Eukaryota, Metazoa, Arthropoda, Insecta, Diptera, Drosophilidae. The record is from RefSeq and is a predicted model, not a curated record. The coding region runs from base 148 to 1344 and encodes 398 amino acids. Gene Ontology annotation, molecular function: ATP binding. The transcript has 2 exons.